UGCAAACAUUGACUAAAAUCUUGGGUGCUAAUGAUUUAAGUCCAAAGAUCAGCAGCCGGCAACUUCGUGAAAAAGAAUGGCAAGCUCGUUUUUAAAAGCCGUGAAAUUUACACGGUUACGGAGUCCAUGCAUACUAGCACAAAGAAAUUGGUUCAGCACGACAGCAGGUUUACAAAAGCAUCUUAAAUAUGAAAUUAAAGAUGAUGUUGCUGUAAUUACAUUUGACACGCCAGAUUCAAAGGUUAAUGCUCUGUCAAAAGAUGUCCAGACAGAAUUUGAGGAGUGCUUCAACAAGGCCACCCGGGAUCCCAAUGUCCACAGCAUGGUCGUCAAGUCGGGGAAACCAGGCUGCUUUAUUGCAGGGGCAGACAUUGGGAUGCUGGAAGCUUGUAAAACUGCUGAGGAAGUAGAGACGCUGUCUAAAAAUGGACAGGCAUUAUUCCAGAAAAUGGAAGACAGCAAGAAGCCAAUAGUAGCUGCCAUCAUGGGAACAUGUCUGGGAGGAGGUCUGGAGGUUGCCUUGGCCUGUCAGUACAGAAUUGCUGUGAAGAACAAGAAGACAGCUCUGGGUGCCCCUGAAGUGAUGCUGGGUCUGUUACCAGGUGCCGGAGGAACUCAGAGACUCCCAAAACUGGUACCACUGCAAACUGCCCUAGACAUGGUGCUGACCGGGAAAAAUAUCAAACCAGACAAAGCCAAGAAACUGGGCCUCGUCGACCACCUUGUAGAUCCUUUAGGCCCUGGUGUAGAUGACCCUGAGGUCAGGACCCUGGCUUACCUGGAGGACGUUGCCAUUGGAGAGGCCAAACGGCUAGCAACAUCCAGCAACCCACGACCUGUCAAAAAGAAGAAGUUAAUGGACAAGGUCAUAGAUUUGGUGCUUGCUGUGCCUUUCACAAGAGAUUACUUUUUCGACAAAGUCAAACAAACAGUUGUGAAGAAGACAAAGGGACUUUAUCCUGCUCCACUUAAAAUCAUAGAUGUUGUGAAAAAUGGCAUUGAAAAUCCGUCCACCGGAUAUGAAAUGGAGGCUAAGUGUUUUGGAGAGUUGGCAAUGACUACAGAAUCCAAGGCUCUGAUUGGUCUAUACAAUGGAACCACGGCCUGUAAGAAGAACAAAUAUGGUUCCCCCAGCCGUCCAUCACAAACAAUUGGGGUCCUGGGUGCUGGGUUGAUGGGAGCUGGUAUAGCUCAGGUCUCCAUUGACAAGAACAUGCAUGUGUUACUGAAGGACAUGUCUCUGGCCGGGCUGGCGAGGGGUGAGGAACAAAUCAUCAAGGGUCUCCAGCUGGACACAAAGAAGAGGAAGAUCACCAGCUUUGAGAGAGAUUUAAUUUACUCCAAUCUGGAUGCUACGUUGUCUUACGAUGACUUCCACAAGUGUGACAUGGUGAUUGAGGCUGUGUUUGAGGAUCUGAACAUCAAGCACCACGUCAUCAAAGAGGUCGAACAGUAUAUUCCAGAGCACUGUGUAUUUGCCUCCAACACAUCAGCUCUGCCUAUCAGCAAGAUAGCUACAGCCAGUAAAAGACCAGAGAAGAUAAUUGGAAUGCACUACUUCUCACCUGUUGAUAAAAUGCAGCUUUUAGAAAUUAUCACAACACCUGAAACGUCUAAAGACACAGUAGCCACCGCUGUGGAUGUAGGGCUCCGUCAGGGGAAGCUGGUAAUCAUUGUGGGAGACGGUCCCGGCUUCUACACCACCAGGAUCCUGGCCCCUAUGUUAGCUGAGGCCGUCCGACUUCUCCAGGAGGGAGUGAACCCCCAGCAGCUGGACAAGGUGACCACAGGGUUUGGCUGGCCAGUGGGUAUGGCCACGCUGGCUGAUGAAGUGGGCAUUGAUGUGGCAGCUCAUGUUGCCGAGGAUCUUGGGAAGGCUUUUGGAAGUCGAUUUGGAGGAGGUGAUCCAGCUGUCCUGAAAGAAAUGGUUGCCGCUGGACUCCUAGGAAGAAAGUCUGGUAAAGGAUGCUUUGUGUAUGACCCCAGUAAAGGUAAAAAGAAGGGGAAAACAGAAAACAUGGAGGCCCUGGCCAUCUUAAACCAGCACCGCCUGACCCCCACCUCAGCAAACACAACAGAAGACUACCAGUACAGACUGUUCUCUAGAUUCGUCAAUGAAGCCAUCAUGUGUCUACAGGAAGGCAUUCUUACUACACCUUUGGAGGGAGAUAUUGGAGCUGUCUUUGGUCUGGGAUUCCCUCCAUUUUUCGGAGGCCCCUUCCGUUACAUUGACCUCCACGGAGCCGGACAACUGGUGGACAGGAUGAGGCGGUAUGAACAAAUCUACGGCGAACAAUUCACACCCUGCCAGCUGUUACUGGAUCACGCGAAAGACUCCUCCAAGAAAUUCCAUUCAUCAAAGUGAACUCUUCAUUCAGCAUAAUUAGACUGAUCAACUUACUAGUGAUCACAUGACUGAUCAUGUGAGCAUGGACCGGGUCAUGUGAUGACAUUGUGAUAUAUCUGUUCUCAUUAACUUCUCAUUGACUAUUUGAUUGUUGGGAAAAACCUUCAUAAUAGUAUGCAUUAUGAAUAUUCAUAUUUAUAAAUAAAUUUAUUUAUAAAACAUU
Magallana angulata is the source of this 2570-nucleotide messenger RNA. Its product is annotated as trifunctional enzyme subunit alpha, mitochondrial-like. The transcript is spliced from 21 exons. NCBI's taxonomy places the organism in Eukaryota, Metazoa, Mollusca, Bivalvia, Ostreida, Ostreidae. Gene Ontology annotation, cellular component: mitochondrion; mitochondrial fatty acid beta-oxidation multienzyme complex. The record is from RefSeq and is a predicted model, not a curated record. Gene Ontology annotation, biological process: fatty acid beta-oxidation. The coding region runs from base 77 to 2365 and encodes 762 amino acids. Gene Ontology annotation, molecular function: NAD+ binding; enoyl-CoA hydratase activity; long-chain (3S)-3-hydroxyacyl-CoA dehydrogenase (NAD+) activity.